AGAGACGCUGGGAGAGGACUCUCACACACUCAUCACACACUCCCCACGCACAUAAGCAACGCACACUCUGAGAGAAGAGACGCACAAAGCUCCGCAGCUCAGCUCUGAUAUUCUGGGUCCUUUUCUCUCAGCGCCAGAAGACGGAAAAAGUUUCCACGCAGAGAGGGGAGGACAGGAGCCAGAAAAAACGCACAGCCGCUGCUUCGGUACCGCUUCUGCAUGCGUCCUGGAAGUUGAAGGUUUCCUCCGUUUUACGCUCUCGGCUGCGGGAUCUCAUCUUGUAGGGGUCCUUUUUCUUAUUUUGUGCACAAAAUAACGGGCAGUUAUUGUGCUGGUAAAAACUGAAGAGGAGGAAGAAGAGGAAUAAAGAAAAGGAAGAGGGUCCAAACCAGGGCGCGCCAAGGGGGCCAAACACUCACCAGGUAUGGCGGCGGUGUUGCCGAGAACCCUGGGCGAGCUGCAGCUCUACAGGAUCCUGCAGCGAGCUAACCUUCUUUAUUACUACGAGGCUUUCAUCCAGCAGGGCGGCGAUGACGUGCAACAGCUGUGUGAGGCUGGUGAGGAAGAAUUUCUAGAGAUCAUGGCCCUCGUUGGUAUGGCCAGCAAGCCACUGCAUGUGCGGCGCCUGCAGAAGGCAUUGCGGGACUGGGUCACCAACCCGGCUAUCUUCAACCAGCCGCUCACCUCACUGCCCGUCUGCAGCAUCCCCGUCUACAAGCUGCCAGAGAGUUCCCCCACGCUGCUCAGCGCUCAGGACCGCACCAACACCGCCAGUGUUAAGAUUCCCAAAGCUAUUGCUGCCGCUUGCUCCGACCCCGGGAAGCUGGACGUGGCGAGAGAUAAAGUUUCAACCGGAUCGCCCUUGCAGGGAAGCAGCGAGGCUCGGUUCUGGUCAGGCCACAGCAACGACAGCGAGCACAGCUUGUCUCCAUCAGAUCUCGGCUCGCCCUCUUCCCCCAGAGACGCGAUGGAAGCCUUGGACGCUGCGGCAGUGCAGUCGGUCCUAGAGUGUGUGGACAGGAUGACACCUGGACUUCCUAAGACGGACCUGGCUGAGGUCAAAGAGCAGCUGAAGAACAACAAGAAACUGGCAAAGAUGAUCGGACACAUCUUUGAAAUGAGCGACGACGAUCCGCGGAGGGAGGAGGAGAUCCGGAAGUACAGCGCCAUCUACGGACGCUUUGACUCAAAGAGGAGGGACGGCAAACACCUGACACUGCAUGAGCUGACGGUGAAUGAGGCCGCAGCUCAGCUCUGCAUGAGGGACAUGGCUCUGCUGACGCGCCGGGACGAGCUGUUCGGACUCGCCCGGCAGAUUUCCAGAGAGGUCACCUACAAAUACACCUACCGCACCAGCAAGUCUCGGUGUGGAGACAGAGACGAACCGUCCCCUAAAAGGAUUAAAACUGAGGAGAACUUCUUUGACAUCCAGGAGGCGCUACAGGCCAUUCACAUGAGGCAGGAGAUGUUGAGGGAGCAGCUGGCCUGCGCCAAGUCGAAAGGAGAGGAGACGGUUGGGCGCAACCUGCAGAUGCAGCUGGAGCGUCUGCUGGCGAGGCAGAUGGAGAUCCUGCAGGAUGCCGCCGUGCAGGAGCGGCUCCAGGCUCUGGACUGGAGGAUCCCGCCCGCUGCAUUGAAGUACCUCAAUGACGCCCAAAACACCAACGGAGCCGCCGCUGCUGAUUUAAGCAGGGAAAGCCAAGAUGAUCGACCAAUCAACCUGCGAGUGGUCAGUCAGAGCAUGCAGGAGGGCGACCUCCCAUUGGGCAAGCAGCUAGCCAAUGAGCUAAAGCGCCAUCAUAACCACAACCAUAACCACAACAACAAUAACAACUGCAGCAGCACAGAUGAGACCAAAACACCAGCAACAGAAAACGGGGUGUCACAGCGGGCGCCCAGCAACACAGAGAAGAAGAUCAUCAAAUCAGAACCAGAAGACUCCACAUAGUGCCUCCUGCAUCUCCAUCAACCCACCCUCUUCAUUCUACUCUCACUUGAUAGUAUGCAGUUAUCACCCAUCAAUAGAUACUAAGCAAGCACAGCCACAGUAGAGCCUUAACAACCAACGUUGCCUCAUGAAUAGCAUUUAUUUUAAUUUGUCUCUUUGUUUUUAAAAGUAUUUGCCAAAGCACCCAGAGAGCUCAUCAGGAAGCCCCUCAGUGCUCUGCAGGUCUUUUUUGUUUUUAUUUGAUGUACAUGUAAUUUAAACUCUGUACCUCUGCCUGGGAGUUGCUUUCUGUGGUUUCUGGCUGUGCUGCCAGAGCCUGAAUCUUAACUCCAGUCUUACUGUGGAGGCUGAAGCAUUGGUUUGUGUUGAUGCAUUUAGCAAUUUCUAUUUAAAAAUCGUGUUGCAAACUUGAUCUGCUUGUUAAAAUUCACAAUGUUGUAGUGCUCAUUGGGGUGUUCAGUGCAAAGGUCCCUAAAUCAAUCUUAUCUUCGUACUGAGAGUCAAUCAUUAACACAUCCAUAAUGGAUUUUUAAUGCUCCUGUAAUGUCUUAGGACUCUCAGUUUGCAUACAGGUGUUUGCUGGUAUAUGUAAGCAGAGGGUGGCGGAAACAGAGGACUAAGUACUGUAAGGAGGAAGAGAUAAGGUGCAGCCCUGCAGCGGGUUCUCAUUUUUUAACUUUUGUGUCUUUUUCUUCACACGGUCGCACAUAUGAGGCGGGACUGACCUCUGCGCCCUCGAUCCUGUCUCAUGUAAAUUUAUGGCAGGUAAUUUAUGAAAAGGAUGUACAGGAGUUGUUGUGGAUCAGCAGCAGCAAACAGGGGAACCUUUGCUGCUCCGUUUCACUUUGUAAUUUAGCAAAACACUGCUGUUGGAAGAGAAACCGUGCUUCUGCAUGCAGGGAGCGUUUCAGGAAUAAAGAUGCCUGUGUGCUUUUGAGGAAAAAAAGUUUCUGAGGAUGCAGUAAAAUAAUUAAAGCUCACAGGUUUGUGGGUUUUUGUUGCAGCGGCUGCAAGAUACAACAAAAUGAAAGAAGUUUAUUGCUGUUGUUGAAGCAGCAGCUUGUAAAUAUAACAAAUAGCCUAAUCUGUCAGCCAGGGUUUUCUGUGUCCAGUGUAACUUUGCUGUAGAUUUUUGGUGUCUAUACAGUGUUCAUGUAUGUGGAGCUACAACAGAAAAAAGAAAUCUUAAUUGUCACUAAGGAAAAAACGUGUCUGGUAUAUAAGGACCUGCUUUUAGCCUUAGCUCUAAUGGUGUUUAAUGGCCAUCUGUGCAGAUUUCAAACUUGUUCUUGAUGUUUAGAUGUAGAAACAUGACAGCUGUUUGUUUUUUUUCUGUGUGUAAAUACAUCUGUUUGACCCCCUGCACAUAGUUUAGUCUCAGAGAGAUCAAUGCAAUAUUUAUGUAAGUAAUAAGUGUAUUUGCAUCCUAAAUGCAUUGUUUUGGUCAUGUGCUCAGUAACUGUAUGUCUGUCACCAGGGUUGGGACCUUCUGGGAGAUCUUUGUGUUGUCUUUUAGUGCAUCCAGCACUCUGUCUGUAUUUAAAAAGCUCUGCAGGUUAGCGAUGACUCCACGUCUCAUUGGAUUUUUGAGAGCGGUCGCAUGUCGUCUCACUGAUCACUGUUUUUUUACUGUUUCACUGUUCUGUUCUUUUAAAGUGAUAGAUUAGGCUUUCACCCAGUUAUGCACCUGUUUUUUAAACACUAAUAUAUUUUAUUUGUUAUACAGCACAUAAACAUUAAACUUUAUUUUUUGAACUCUA
This is a messenger RNA of Girardinichthys multiradiatus, 3708 nucleotides long. RefSeq names its product NGFI-A-binding protein 1-like. Bases 425 to 1948 code for a protein of 507 amino acids. Gene Ontology annotation, molecular function: transcription coregulator activity; transcription factor binding. NCBI's taxonomy places the organism in Eukaryota, Metazoa, Chordata, Actinopteri, Cyprinodontiformes, Goodeidae. Gene Ontology annotation, biological process: negative regulation of DNA-templated transcription. Gene Ontology annotation, cellular component: nucleus. The transcript has 8 exons. The record is from RefSeq and is a predicted model, not a curated record.